CCAUUAAAGAAAAUCCAGAUAUACGUACCGUGACACCGAUUAUCAAUCUAUUCUAUAAUGAUUUCUGGGGUCUACCAAUGGAUAAUGAAAAAUCACAUAAAUCAUAUCGACCAUUAUGUGUGCUUACAUUUCGUUUCAAUUAUUGGCUACAUCAACUACGGCCAUAUGGAUAUCAUUUGAUCAACAUUAUAUUGCAUAUAAUCGUUUCGUUGCAAUAUUUUCGAUUUUGUCAACUUUUCAUGUCCACAAAAUCAUCAUUUUUAGCAGCCAUAUUGUUUUCAGUACAUCCCAUACAUACGGAAGCUGUGACCAGUUUAGUUGGUCGUGCUGAAUGUCUUUGUGCAAUAUUUUUUUUAGCUACAAUUUUUUCCUAUCACCGUUUAUUGAUGGCUAUUGAUUCGAAUAACAAAUGGAUAUGGCUAAUGGCAUCGAUUACAUCAAUCACGGUAUCUACAUUUAGUAAAGAACAAGGUAUCACAUCGAUUGCCAUCUGUAUGGUCAUUGAAAUAUUCUUCAAUCAAAAACUACAACGUCUAGCCUCUAAAUUGUCAUUAAAAGUCUAUUACAACAACAACAACAAUGAUUACAAACAGACAAAAUCAUUGAAAAGAAUAUCAUCGCUGUCGGUAUUGUCAUGUCCCAAAUGGAUUAAGGAAAUGAUCACAAGAAUAACCAUCAUCAUAGUAUGGACCAUUCUCCUGUUGACCAUUCGUUUUUGGUUAAUGCGUUGGCAAUUACCCAUUUUUACCAAGUUUGAUAAUCCAGCCGUCAAUGCACCGAAUCGAUUAAGCCGUCAAUUGACACAACAUUAUCUAUAUGCAUUCAAUAUUUGGCUUUUGCUCAAUCCAUGGACAUUAUGCUGUGAUUGGACGAUGGGAUCGAUACAAUUGAUUGAAUCAUUUAAUGAUCAUCGUAAUAUUGUUACAUUGAUUUUUUAUUCAUUUUUCUUUUUGUUAAUAUACAAAUCAUUUGGUGUAAAUGAUGGCUGUCGAAUCAUAAUGGUCAGUCUGUCGCUAAUGAUAUUUCCAUUUAUACCAGCAUCGAAUAUAUUUUUUCCUGUUGGUUUUGUUGUUGCCGAACGUGUAUUGUAUAUACCAAGUUUUGGAUAUUGUAUGCUUAUCGCACAUGGUUUUGGAAUGUUAUCGUAUCAUUUUGAUCAAGAACAAAAAUUUAUAGAAAAAUAUGUUAUUCAUAUCGUUUUCAUCAUAUUGAUCAUUGUACAUUCAUCACGAACCAUUAUGAGAAAUGAAGAUUGGAAAAAUGAACAUAACAUAUUUGCAUCGGGUAUUCGUGUAAAUUCAAAUAAUGCAAAAUUAUUGAACAAUUUAGGCCAUGUUUAUGAGAUUGAAAAACAAUAUUAUAAAGCUCUUGAUCUAUUCCUUGAAGCCGUACACCGUCAACCGGAUGAUAUUGGUGCCUAUAGUAAUGUAGCACGUGUUUAUAAUCACAUCGGACGUAUUGAUCUAUCGGAACAAUAUUAUUCAAAAGCAAAAACGAUAUUAAUGUCGGAAUUACGACAGACUUCCAUUAAUGAUCAACAACAACGUUUUGCUCGUAUAGCACCAGUUCAUUUAAAUAUUUUUCUCAAUUUAGCCAAUUUAAUUUCACGUAAUCAAUCACGAUUACAAGAAGCUGAUGAUCUUUAUCGUCAAGUGAUACGAAUGCGUCCCGAUUAUGUUGAAGCAUAUAUUAAUCGUGGUGAUAUCCUUUUACGAAUGAAUCGUACGAAUGAAGCGAACAAUAUUUAUCGUACGGCAUUAAAUUAUGAUCAUAAUAAUGCCGAUAUCUAUUAUAAUCUUGGUGUUGUAGCCAUACAUUCGAAUCGUUUUGAUAUGGCUAUUGAUUAUUUUCAGAAAGCAAUCGAAAUAAAUUCAAAACAUUUGCAAGCAUUAUUCAAUUUUGCCAUUGUCGUACAAGAUGCCAAACGUUUUGAAUUGUUUGAUCAGGCAUGGAAACGAUUAAAAAUGUUAACAAAAUAUGAUGAAAAUAAUGAAAGAAUUUAUUUCAAUAUGGCCAUGAUUUCAAUGGCCAAUAAAAACUAUACCGAUGCUGAACAAUUAUUUCGUCAAACAUUACAAUUGAAACCAAAUUUUUCAAGUGCCAAUUUUAAUCUUGCAUUAUUAUUAACCGAAAACCAUAGACCAAUCGACGCAUUACCAUAUUUACAACGAUUACUCAAACAACAGCCUGAACAUUUUAAAGGAUUAACUUUACUUUGCGAUAUUCUAAUCAAUAAUGUCAAAGAUUUUGAUCAAGCUAGUCAUUGUUAUAAACAAAUAUUGAAAUUGGAUCCGAAAAAUAUCCAAGCCAAACAUAAUCUUUGUGUUGUUUUCAUUGAAAAAGAUCAAUUGGAUCUGGCCGAAGAUUGUCUGAAUGAAGCACGACAAAUAGCACCAAAUCAAGAUUAUAUUGAUCGCCAUCUAAAAAUAGUUCGUUUACGAAUAAUUAAAAAAAGAAAUAUAAAUCAUAACAAUUAAUCGAAAUUGAUUAAUUGAUUAAUUUCGAAGAUUGUUGGAAUUUUGAAUGAAUGGAAAAAAAUUCCAAUUACAAGCUCUGUCCUCGUUUUGGCAGAUCAUUGUUUGUGAUAUUGGUUUUAUCGAAAACCAAACAUAUCAACAAUCCAACGAUUAUUGGCACCGGAAAAAAAAUCUGGAACAAGAGAAGCGAUUUCGUUUGAUUUUUCUCUUUCUCUCUCUCUCUCUUAGUUUAACACAUUUCCUGACGAAACAAUUAAUGUAAUCGAUGAUGCAUGAUGAUUUCAAUGAACAAUUUCGAAUAUGGCAAAGAAUAAAACGAUGAUGAUGAUGAUGAUGAUGAUGAUGAUAGUUUCCGAGUUUUAGUUUUGAAUGUCAUUUCAUUGUUGAACGAAAAUUAAGAAAAAAUAAAUAUUUUUUUUCUAUUGUCAA
Messenger RNA from Dermatophagoides farinae (American house dust mite), 2906 nucleotides. The record is from RefSeq and is a predicted model, not a curated record. Lineage: Eukaryota; Metazoa; Arthropoda; Arachnida; Sarcoptiformes; Pyroglyphidae.